Messenger RNA from Fusarium sp. VM40, 891 nucleotides. Lineage: Eukaryota; Fungi; Ascomycota; Sordariomycetes; Hypocreales; Nectriaceae. The record is from the annotation of a GenBank genome assembly.
AUGCGUCCCACACCCGCUCGGCUCUUUCAGAGCUUUCGAGCCCUUCAGCAUGAGAACCCUUUGGGCCUUCCUCGGUCUGGUACUCCGCCAACAUGGGGUAAACGCCCUGUACGCCGUAAGAUCACGGGCGUUGAGAAGGUUAUUGCCGUAUCAUCCGCCAAAGGAGGCGUAGGCAAGAGCACAGUUGCAGCCAAUCUGUCUUUGGCCUUCGCUCGUCUUGGCUUCCGUACAGGCAUCUUGGACACUGAUAUCUUUGGUCCAUCUAUUCCAACUUUGUUUGAUCUCUCAGGAGAACCGAGGUUAUCAAACAACAGUCAACUGAUCCCGCUUACAAAUUAUGGAGUCAAGACUAUGUCUAUGGGCUACCUGGUCGGCGAGAACGCACCUGUCGUAUGGCGAGGUCCCAUGGUGAUGAAAGCUAUUCAACAGCUUCUUCACGAGGUGGAGUGGGGUGGCGUUGAUGUUCUCGUCCUCGAUCUGCCCCCAGGUACAGGAGAUACGCAGUUGACUAUCACACAACAAGUCGUCCUAGAUGGCUCGGUCAUUAUUACAACACCCCAUACCCUAGCAACCAAGGAUGCCAUCAAAGGUAUCAAUAUGUUUAAAACUGUUGACGUCAACAUCCUCGGCGUAGUACAGAACAUGUCACUUUUUCAAUGUCCUCACUGUCAUGGAGAAACCAAUAUCUUUGGUUCGAAUGCGAGAGUGGAGAAACUUUGCCAAGAGCAUCAGAUCAACUUCUUGGGCGAUAUUCCCCUGCAUCCCAGCAUUGGAGACGAUGGUGAAAGGGGAAAGCCCACAGUGGUAGCGGAACCUACGAGCGAAAGGGCAAAUGCCUUCCUCAAGAUAGCACAGGAUAUAUGUCCCAAGAUCGGUCUGGAUAGCAAGUGA